This is a messenger RNA of Lacerta agilis (Sand lizard), 1089 nucleotides long. Its product is annotated as SH2 domain-containing protein 1B-like. The transcript is spliced from 5 exons. The record is from RefSeq and is a predicted model, not a curated record. Lineage: Eukaryota; Metazoa; Chordata; Lepidosauria; Squamata; Lacertidae. Bases 316 to 732 code for a protein of 138 amino acids.
UUCACUUGGGUCACCAGAGUUCUGUCCAGUCAUCAGCAAGAUGCUACUUGUGGAAUUCUCAGUGUGACAUUUGCAUGGACGAUGUUUCAAGAUCUGCUACUUAUCAUUAAGAAUCAAGCAAGAGUAGAAAACAAAGAAAUUCAUCUGAACAAGCUUUCUUUGGGACACUGAGUACUAGCGUCACUGAGCAGCAGAUUGUGUGACGUGAGGAAUAGAGGGUGAGCCCUCCCCACCCCUCAAAGUGGGAUCUGAACACCUCCAGGCUCAACUGGCAGCAGGAGCUGCACCCCAUAGCCAGCAAAGGCAACCAGGUAAAUGGAACUGCAGUAUUUCCACGGAACUAUAACUAAAGACGACUGUGAAAAAUUACUGAGCAAAACAGGAAAAAAUGGGAGCUUUUUAAUACGAAACAGUGAGAGUAUCCCAGGAGUCUUGUGCCUUUGUGUUUUCUAUGAACAGAUUAUCUACACUUACCGAAUCUUCAGGAAACACAAUGGACACUUUAUGAUGCAGACUUCUGAGGGUGCUCCAAAACAGGACUUCAGAACUUUAAAGGAUUUAAUUGCUACUUAUGAGAAACCAAAUCAAGGGCUAGUAAGCAGCCUGCGCUAUCCAGUAACUAGACCCACAACAUCCCAAAGAUCUCAGACCGUCUACGUCACUAAAGGUGAAGCAUAUUUGAUGCCUGAAAAUGAAGAUGCUGAGGAUUAUCUUGAAGUCUUACCUGAGUGAUUGGCUGAGGGACCAUCUCAUGACUUGCUUCAUCUCUCAACACAGACACUAGACUAGAGUGGGUCACACUCUUGCUAACUGGAUAGUCCAUUCAUUUGACUGGAUUUUGUUUUCAUUUGUGCUCUAGAUAGUACUGUCCACAUGGUUAUCUCUUGCUUGCUUGGCUCUUGCUCCAGCAAAAAACCCAACUCUUCCUUUUCCUUUCUGUAUUCAUGUUACCUAUACCUGCCCACUUAAGUGACCACUUCAUAGACCUGAUGAAAUGGAAACUGAGCUGCAAAAGCUUAUGCCACUAUAAAAGCUGCAGUGCUUAAGGUGUUUCCAUUUUAAGAGAAGCAAGUUAAAUAGCAUUCCGUA